ACACCAUGUUACUACGGAUAUAAGCACCAGGGAUGCGUAGGAGUGUCAUACAAAACAGAAAAUCGCACUUGCUGCAAUCCAGGUCCAACAACAACAACAAGAACCACACCGACAACAACCACCCUGACGCCAACAACGACUUCAACAACAACUACAACAUCAACAACAACAGUAACACCAACUACAACUACAAUUACUACACAGGCUUGUCCAAGAUGGGGCGAUUGGGGACAGUGGGGUUCUUGUUCUGAAUCGUCUUGUCCUAUUAUUCCUGACCACCCCGGUUAUCCGAAGGAUACAAAGCGAAAACGACAGUCUUGUGUCUUAAAAAGGGAAACAACUUGCACACGGAGCAAGUCAUGUGAGCAAUGUAAUGGCAGCACUGGUGACUGCACUACCCCACAACCAUUCGAAACAAAAAUAUUAAUGUGCUGCGCGGAUUGAUUAAGAUGACCUUGACACGACACAGGUCCGACAACAAACCUGAAACAGUUCGAGGCGAAACAAGUAUAAUCAAUAUAUCUAAUUACAUUAAAAUGUGAUUACUUAAUAAAGACCAAUCCAUUAUUGCUGUAAAAAGAAAAUGUUUUUUUUAAAUGUGUAUCUUAAAAUUAAGUUUUGCUUUCAUGAUAUUAAUUCAUGAUCCUUUGUUUCUUGGCGACUGCUGUUUGCUGGUUGCAUUUAAUUGCUUUACUCGUGAUAAAUUUAGAUUCGUUUGCCAUAAGUUUAUUUGCACAUUACAGAUGAAGUAGUAUUACUAUAACAAGCUACAGUAUCAUAAUAACUUUGAUAUUGGACUAUUUCUGGACCUGUCAAAAGCGUUUGACACUGUCGACCACCAAAUUUUACUUGACAAGCUAGAUUUUCAUGGCUUGAGAGGUAGUGUAAAAAUUUAAAAACUAGUUCACUUCUUACUUAAAGGACAGAAAACAAAUCACAUGUUAUAAUAGUAACUCUGAACUAAGAUCAAAACAAUGGCAGGAGAGAAACAAAUGUUAACAAAAUCUAUUAUCUGUAUCCACAUUACUAUUCCAACCUUUUUUGCUACUAUGCAGGAUAUCUCAGUGC
This is a messenger RNA of Owenia fusiformis, 1068 nucleotides long. The record is from the annotation of a GenBank genome assembly. NCBI's taxonomy places the organism in Eukaryota, Metazoa, Annelida, Polychaeta, Sabellida, Oweniidae.